Molecule: messenger RNA, 3605 nt
Organism: Dreissena polymorpha
Lineage: Eukaryota; Metazoa; Mollusca; Bivalvia; Myida; Dreissenidae
Product: nucleoside diphosphate-linked moiety X motif 17-like
Exons: 8
Coding region: 144-1232 (362 amino acids)
Biological process (GO): NADP+ catabolic process; NAD+ catabolic process
Cellular component (GO): cytosol
Molecular function (GO): NADH pyrophosphatase activity
Source: RefSeq, a predicted model, not a curated record
UACACAGUCUGUGUUUAGUCGUCUGAGUCAGGUAGAGGAGUGCUCAUAUCCGAAAUAAUAUGAAGCAAUUGUGCAAUCGACUGUGUCGACAUAAAUAUGUAAACAAUAACUAAGUGUCAGUUUGCAGGGGGGCAAAAGCAUCUAUGAAGGACAAUAUGUCUAUAAUGUCAAAUGCUGUUCGAAAAUGUACCAGACCAGUUUGGCAGUUAAGAUCAAUUCAAGAUGCUCAUGUUUUAAAAAAAAGUGUGAACAGGAAAAGAGUACCAGACCUUUCACUACAGCACAGUCUAUGCAGCAGUGCCCCUAGACUGUUCAGAUUUGAUGACAUGGCUCAACCAAGGUUUGAAAGGGUGCUUGUGAAAUUGCAGAAGAAUGGAGAUUCCUCAUUUAAAAAUGCACAUUUUACCCAGUGUCUAGUGGCCGCCCUGUCAGCCCAGAAUGAUGCCUGUAUCACUCAGUGCAAUGUAGAGAUGCGUGAUACUCAUUUGCAUAUCUCUGCACCGUCAUCUGGGAAAUCUGCAAUCAAAAUGAAGCAUCCAUCAUUUUGCCCAGUCCACAACAUGCAGUCCACAAAUUACUCCUCCCUGCCAGAGGACGUCUACACUCGGGGCGUGGACUGCGGGGCGGCCAUCAUCCUAGAGGCGGGCGACGGACGGGUGUUGCUCACACGCAGGGGGGACAACUUACGAACAUUCCCAGGGAUAUGGGUUCCACCUGGUGGACACAUAGAACAGAACGAAUCGUUUGCUGAGGCGGGUCUGCGUGAGUUGAGGGAGGAGACAGGACUAGAUAUAUCAGAACACAUGUGUGUACAGCCAGUACAGGCCCUUGCAGUGUGGGAGUCCGUAUACCCUCCAAAGCUCUCCCUGGGCCCUCCCGUGCGCCACCAUGCAGUGAUUUACCUGCACGCCAAACUGAAGCCUGAGUACACGUCAACUCAGCUGUACCCGAAUAUUCAGAUGGACCCCAGUGAGGUAGGGGCCUGUGCCUGGUUCAGUAGGUCAAUGGCCAAGGUCAUUGUGUCAGCCAGGGAGGAGGAUGCUGGGAGCUUGGUUUUGGAGCAUUCUGUAGAAUCAUUUAGUGCCCUAGUGCUCAAUGCGGCUCUCGGGCAGUGUGAAGUAACUCUGCCAUUCAGUGACCUGCUGCAGACAGCGGGCGAUGACAAGGACAAGAGGGGCCGUGUGAGCACGGGAACCAAGUUUGCUUUGGAGGAAUGGCUUAGUCUUACAUGAUCUUGCCUUGACCUGGCCAUGACAUUGCUCACAGAGCCUCACGUGUAUAUGUAGCCUUCUGCAUUCUCGUUUACUUUUAUGAAAGUCUUGUUCCUGUCUAUGAAAGUUCACAACUAUGAAUUUUCUUGAAAUUGACAAUUAACCAAACGAUAACUGCCAAUUAAAAUGACUGUGUUGACUAAUCUGGUUUUAUAUUUGUAGUGGUAAACAAAUGCACUUGUCUGUAUUAUCAAAUCAAUUAACUGUAAGUUUAAAAGCCAUGCAGUUCUUAAAGGAUUUGUUUGAUGCAGUGCUGUCAUGAGAUGUCUUUUUAUGUCCCCCACUAUAGUAGUGUGGGACAUAUUGUUUUUGCCCUGUCUGUUGGUCUGUCUGUUGGUCUGUCUGUUUACGCCAACUUUAACAUUUUGCAAUAACUUUUGCUAUAUUGAAGAUGGCAACUUCAUAUUUGGCAUGCAUGUGUAUCUCAUGAAGCUGCACAUUUUGUGUGGUGAAAGGUCAAGGUCAAGGUCAUCCUUCAAGGUCAGAGGUCAAAUAUAUGUGACCAAAAUCGCUCAUUUUAUGAAUACUUUUGCAAUACUGAAGAUAGCAACUUGAUAUUUGGCAUGCAUGUGUAUCUCAUGGAGCUGCACAUUUUGAGUGGUGAAAGGUCAAGGUCAUCCUUCAAGGUCAGAGGUCAAAUAUAUGUGGCCCAAAUCGCUUAUUUUAUAAUUACUUUUGCAAUAUUGAAGAUAGCAUCUUGAUAUUUGGCAUGCAUGUGCAUCUCAUGGAGCUGCACAUUUUGAGUGGUGAAAGGUCAAGGUCAUCCUACAAGGUCAGAGGUCAAAUAUAUGUGGCCCAAAUCGCUUAUUUUAUGAAUACUUUUGCAAUAUUGAAGAUAGCAACUUGAUAUUUGGCAUGCAUGUGUAUCUCAUGGAGCUGCACAUUUUGAGUGGUGAAAUGUCAAGGUCAAGGUCAUCCUUCAUAAGGUCAAGGUCAUCCUACAAGGUCAAACAUCAUAUAGGGGGACAUUGUGUUUCACAAACACAUCUUGUUUAAAUUAGGACUGGCUCAGUUGAGUUGUAAACAAUAAAUACUGGCAAUGUUUACUUGUACUAACAUUUGUACAUUUUUAUUAUGCUCCCCCAAAAAUUUUGUGGGGGGAGCAUAUAGUCGCCGCUUCGUCUGUCCGUGCGUGUGUCCGUCCGUACACAAUUUUUGUCGGGGCUAUUUCUCAGCAAUUAAUGACCGGAAUUCAAUUAAACUUUAUGGGAAGUUUGACUACCAAGAGAAGAUGUGCAUAUUAUCAGCAGGUUCUGGUCGGAUGAUUUUUCACAGAGUUAUGGCCCUUUGAAAUUUUCCAUUAACUGUACAUAUAGUGCAAUUCUUGUCCGCCCAACUACUAGACGUUUCCUUUUAUCUGAAUAUAUAGUGCAAUAUUGUGACAAAAAAAACCUUUGAGGAGCAUCGGACGUUUUCUUUUCAACAUGUUUUAAACACUGCAAUAUGGGAGGUGCAUUUUUUUUUUUUGUUGAAUAAUAGCUUAGAUUUAAGUGUUGUUUACUUGUUCAGUUGUUAAUAUUGAUAUUUAAUUGUUUUUCAUUCUCUUUAGGUCACCUGAUGACAAAUGCUUAUGGUUAGCCUAUGUAAUCACCUUAUGUCUGUCAUCCGUUCACAUUUAUUUUUCCAUCUUCAUGAACAAGGACAGACAAUUUGUCCGAAUUAUAUUUUUUUCCAAUUUUAAAUUUAGGUCAAAUGUAGCAACAAAAUUGGUAAUACGGACAAGUUGAAAAAAGCCUGAGAACACAUUGGUAUUCAUGUCAUUUUACCAAUCAUCAUGGAAUUUGCAAAAUAAAAUUAUUCUAGUGAUAUCUAAGUCAAGGCUGAAAAUGGUUCCAGUUAGUUUAAAACAUGGCUGCAAAAGAGUGGGCUAUUUUUCAUAUGUGACUAUUGAAAUAUUGAAAACAAGCAAGAAAUCACAAUUUUGCCAAAUCAUGAAACUUGCUUAGAACAUUUUUUCCUUAUAAUGACAAUCUCUGGGGAGAGUUUUGUUGCAAUAGCAGGCUACAACUAUGUAAUGCAUUUAUCCUGGUAUGACAUGAUGAAAAAUAUUUGUACCAGACUUUUAUUAGAUAAUUUCAAAGCAGCGAAUCAGAAGCUAUCUUUGUUGCCUUAUUUUAAAACUUGGUCAGAACAUUUGUUCCAAUAGGUCUCAGGGAGAUAAAAUUUGUUUAAGUCCCAUUUAUUGUACAAACAUAAUUAAAUAAGAUCAGGUUGGUAAAGGAUCUCUUCGUCUCAUGUUAGCACCCCAGGGCGUUUGGCCAACUUGUUUGUGUUGUUUGUAUUGUUUUUAAAUAUUAUUUAAAUGAUAAUAAAAUAUUUAAGUAUGAAAUAAAA